Messenger RNA from Phaedon cochleariae (mustard beetle), 1949 nucleotides. NCBI's taxonomy places the organism in Eukaryota, Metazoa, Arthropoda, Insecta, Coleoptera, Chrysomelidae. The record is from the annotation of a GenBank genome assembly.
UGACAAUUGACAGACACUACACCGCGAUCGACGCGACCCCUCAUUCCGCAAGAUUCGCAAGAACAAGAACGCGGCCGGCCAUUUUGGUUUCGUGAUUUGUUGAAAACAAAAAAAAUUGCGUGAGCCGUGAACUGAAUCUGUGCAUGGUUGAAUUAAAAUUUAUUUUUUCCUCCAUCUGUUAUUAUAGAACAAAAUACAAUGACUGAAAGAUACGAUUCAAAUGGAGAAUACUACACUGACAACUUCAAAAGGAAAGCAUCAGAAAGCAAUUACAAUAAUGAUAACGCAACGGGUGAUACUGAAGAAAAUAAUCAGCAAAACCAAAAGGCCAAUGAGUAUGUUAAGGAACUUCUUGCCGAAAAACUAUUAUUGGACCAGAGCAAAUUUUCAAAUGCCGCAAAAUUAAUAGACCAAGAGGUUUCUAAAGUUCAGCAAUUAGGUAGAGUCCCGAGAGAUAACAAGUAUGUGGAUAUCUACAGAGAAAAGCCUAUCAAGGUUACUGUAAAGGUGUUAGUACCUGUAAAAGAACAUCCAAAGUUCAAUUUUGUUGGGAAAUUGUUGGGACCAAAAGGCAAUUCAAUGAAGAGGCUUCAAGAGGAGACCAUGUGCAAAAUGGCUGUACUUGGUAGAGGGUCUAUGAAAGACCGCAACAAGGAGGAAGAGCUAAGAACCUCUUUGGACCCCAAAUACAGUCACUUAUCUGAUGAUCUGCAUGUUGAAAUAUCUGCACUGGGACCACCAGCAGAAGCUCAUGCUAGAGUGGCUUUUGCUCUAGCAGAAGUGAGAAAAUACCUCAUCCCUGACAACAAUGACUUCAUCAGGAUAGAGCAAAUGAGAGAGAUGGAAAUAAUGGUGGGUGAUCCUCAUGAACACCCCCAUCAUGAGGACAGAGAAAUGAGACCAAGAAGACCUCCACCUCAAAUGAUGAGAUCCGGGCCCCCGCGAGCCGCCCCGCGCGCUCCCCCACCACCUUCGAUGCGCCCCUCCGCCUCUGGAGGAGUGGGAGGAGGCAGACCCUCCCCCUCUCAGCCGCGCGGCGUCAUGCCCGCCAAGACGAAGAUCAUGUCGAUCUUGGAUAGGGCGCGAGUCGCCAUGGAGGAGAGCUACGGAUACGAGGAGGAGCAGUAUGAGGGGGGAGCUGGAGGCUAUGAGGAGUAUGUGCCUAGAGGAGGCGGAGGAGGAGGGUACGGGAUGGGAGGAGGUGGUGGUGGUGGUGGGGGGCAUCACUAUGUGGAGCCAGAGUAUGAAGGGGAUUACUACCGGCAGAGUGCUUCUAGUUACGAAUCGCCAUCGCAAGCUCGCUCUUGGAAGAACUCUUAUAAAGGGCCAGCUGGGCCUUCUCCCGCUGCGGGCCGACACGUAGGGCAUGCUGACCCGUCUCGUUACAGGGCGAGCCCUUACUCACGCCCAUCAAAAUAAACUUGAGUUCCAGACAAUUUUAUUCGUAAAUUUGAAAUAAUUAAUGUAAUGAUUUGAUACCGUCUUUUUAGAAGAGUACCUAGUUUUGUACUCCUAAAAUAAUUUUUACAUUAUUUGUAUUUGAGUUGCUUAAUCUAUGACUAGUUAUUCCUAUAAAUUAAAAUUUUUGAAAAGGUCAUAUUGCUCAUAACAACCAAAUCUUGCUUUAGUUUCUGUUAAACACAAUUAAAACUCAUGAAUAUUAAAAAUAACUCAUUUGUCCUAACAUUUGCAGAGAUAAAUGGUUGAUUCUUAUCACAAUACAUUCCCAAUACCAUGUUAUACUACUUAGUUUGCAAAUCCAAAUAAAUUACAGAUUAAUAAUAUAAUAGAUGAUGAUUUGAUUUGUUCAUAAUUCGUCUAUACUUUUUAUUUGUAACAUCCAAUGUUGAAUAUUUCCUGUUAAUUUUUCUCUAAUGCUCACAUGAAUAAUAUGAAUUGGCUGAUGAUGACAAAAUCUUGUUUUGAUUAUGAUGAGAAGAAACGUUGCA